AUGAAGAUAGAAGUUGAAGAUAUAGAUCAGAUUAUGCAACAAAUAACAAACAUGGUUCCGCCAAUGCACAAAGACGACCAUAGGAUUCUGAAUGCUCUGAAAAAUACAAUUGAAAAGAAUGUCACAGUCUCCAACUCGCACCUACAAGAAUUGACUAUUAAGAAUGAGCAAAAGGAAGCUAAGAUGAUGUCUCUUGCGUUUUUGAGAAAAGAUCUUCCACUUGAAGCCACAGAAGAGUUCAAAUGUCAUAUUGAUUUCAUUAAAGAACAGAUAGAAUCAAAAAAAGAAGCAUCUACAUUGCAGCACAGAACACCUAAACAUAGAGCCUGUGUUGAAUUGAAUGAUACAAUAGAAAAUGAAAUUAGAAUAGCAAAUGAAAAUAUUACAGCAAUAAAGGGAAAACUUCAGAGGACCAAAGAAGUAGCUGAGGAAGCAUUCAACAAAUCAUCGGGUAGAUUUCUUAAACCACUUGAAUAUGCCGAGAAGUUCUUCAGAUGCAUUUGA
This is a messenger RNA of Ordospora colligata OC4, 504 nucleotides long. RefSeq lists its product as uncharacterized. The transcript has a single exon. NCBI's taxonomy places the organism in Eukaryota, Fungi, Microsporidia, Ordosporidae. The record is from RefSeq and is a predicted model, not a curated record. The coding region runs from base 1 to 504 and encodes 167 amino acids.